AUCCUGUAGUCUCUUUACAUAGCUUUCUUUUCGCUUGACUCGUCAUUUGAUCCUUUGAAUUUGAAAAUUCAAGAUUAAAAGAAGAUGCUGAAAGGUGAAAAGGAUUGGACAUUACCCAUCAUAAUAGACCUGAUCAAAAAGUUACCUAAAAAUCAAAACCCUUAUGACUAUCUAUUGAAUUUAAUUGAUCGUUUCUUUUGGCCUUUACCAGAGAAAAUCUUUUUAAUAAUCUUGUUAGGUUUUGGUUUGAUUUAUUUUUCGAUUUUGAUUUGUUCCUUAAUAGUUCUCAAAUUGAGUUUAAAGUCUAAUAAAUCAGUUUCUAAAAGAAAGCAAAAUCAACAUUGGUGGUGGUAUAGAAAGAUUUAUAUCUCUGGAUCUUCCAAUCCAUAUAUCCUCAUCAAUGGUUCAAUAACUGUGGCUUUAGCUGAAGCAAUGACUUCUAUUUGUUUUUUAAUUUAUAUUUUUAUCACAUUCUUUACUUUUCGUUCUACUUCUGUUAGUAGAACUUCUUACGCUUUUGUUUGGUAUGAGAUCGCUUGGCUACCGGGUACCUUAGGAAUUUGGUUCACCGGGUGGAAUAGUCUUUUGACGUGGUUGUCGAAUUCAGAUAUUGAACCUGCGAAAUCAAAACGGUCAACAAAUCGUUCAAUCUAUUUGAACCUUGGGUUUAUAGUAUUUCCAUUAAUAUUUAUCCUUCAAACCAUCGUCUUUGGAACUCUGAUUGGUAUUUCACUGCAUAAUGUGAAUGAUGCAUAUGAUGAUUUAAAAAUUCAACUUCAGUUGGAUUCAUUUGAUUGGGGACAUCAACAAUUUAAUCAGAUUGAUAUAAACAAUUCAUGGGAUUUAUUUCAAGGUCUAGUUAAAGAUCUCGAAGGAUUAUUGAAAAUCAUUCAUGGUUCUACUGCAUCUUGGGCAUGUACUGGACUUUUAACUUUUUUGUUUUAUAUCUUUGCUCUAUAUGAAGUCACUAAUCUUACAAGAAAAAAGGUAUUAAAAUCAAAUGCUGAUAAUUCAUCAAAUUAUAAAAAUCAAUUACGUGAAAGAUAUUAUGGAUUCUUGAUUUAUUGUUCGAUGAUGUUGAUCGUUUUAAUCUAUGAUAUAGGAGUUGGUAUUUUCUUAUACGUGGAAAGCGAAAAUCUAACCAAUGCAACGAUGAGAGGAAUAGAAGGAAUUAUUGGGCUAGGAGGUGGGGCUCUUGUUGCACCAGCUAUGCUCUUUCAAGUUUGGAGAGUUAUGAAAGAUGAUGAAGAUCAAUUGGAAUUUGAUCAAAUUACUAAGAUAGAAAGUAAUCUUAACAUCAUGAAAGUAGAAAUUCAAAAGAACUUUAACAAAGCUGAUUUUGAUAAUGAUAAAAGUGUAACAGAAAGCGAUAAGAAUUCAACAAUAGGAACCAAGAAUAAUAUCAAGUAGAGUAGAUAGAUAUAUUGGAGGAAGAUGUUACAGUUUUUGUUCAUGAAACUAGUCACAGACCGCAUUAUACCAAGAG
Melampsora larici-populina 98AG31 is the source of this 1486-nucleotide messenger RNA. RefSeq lists its product as uncharacterized. The transcript has 9 exons. NCBI's taxonomy places the organism in Eukaryota, Fungi, Basidiomycota, Pucciniomycetes, Pucciniales, Melampsoraceae. Bases 85 to 1410 code for a protein of 441 amino acids. The record is from RefSeq and is a predicted model, not a curated record.